AUGAGGCGCAUCUGUCCUAAUUGUCAUCAUAUUAUCCUUGCUCAACAACACCACGAUUGCCAACAACAACAACGAGACCAACCUCAAAUAAUUUGUAAAAUAUGUAAUGGUCCUCACACGGAGGAACAACCAUGUUUUAUUCAGCCAUUAAAUGCUGAAGAGGAUGAAGAAGAAAAUACUACUGAAAAUAAUAAUGAACAACAACCACAAAGAGUAAGAAGACAUCGACGUCCAAUUCGUCUUUGCUUUUUCGAUGCUGAAACCAGUCAGGAUGAUCCCGUGCAAAUAAGUCAAAAUAUCAAUGGCUAUAGGCAUGUUAUCUGUGAAGCUUGUAUACGUGCUGGUAUUAGUAUUGAGGAUGUUGGACAACGUGCCCAAGGGUGUUUUUGUGGGAAACCCAGAGGAGAACGAUGGCGUACUUGGUGUUCCCCACCCUUCAAAAAUGCUCCAGGCGACAACACAUCCUUUCCUAAUAACAUCACGUUCAAUCCACGGCGUAUGUUUUUCCAUUCGUUCGACAACGCUGAACAUAAUCCGGUGGAGCAAUUCUUAGACUACCUUCUUAAUCAUGGUUCUCAAAAUAUGCUAACAAUCUGCAUAGCUCAUAAUGGAGGAAAAUAUGAUUUUCACCUGUUAUUAGAAGCUCUUCAUAGGCGUAGUCACCCGCCAACAAGAUUAUGUACAACAGGACUCAAAAUCUAUUCUAUGAGUCUAGGAGGUUAUCAUCAGAGAAAAGUGCUUUUCAAAGACUCGUUAAAUUAUUUCUUUUGCGAGCUUGACGCACUUACAAAGGUUUUUGCUCUGCCCGAGGAUUUGGCUACUUCAAAGCCAUUUUUCCCUUAUCUCUUUAUUCAAAGACAACAUUUACAUAAGAGGAUAAGAGGGCUCCCUGCAAUUCAAUACUACCAACCUGAAUAUAAAAAGGCUGAAAAGAGGGAAAAGCUCAUUGAGUGCUUCGUGAACAAUUAAUUCAAUACUGUGUAAACGAUGUAGCGAUUCUUCGCGAAAGUGUACUCCGAUUUCGACAACUUAUUGGAGAAAACACAAAAAAUCUUGACCCUUUUUUGUCGGUAUCAACGGCAGCGGGACUCGCUUUAACAACA
Meloidogyne enterolobii is the source of this 1103-nucleotide messenger RNA. NCBI's taxonomy places the organism in Eukaryota, Metazoa, Nematoda, Chromadorea, Rhabditida, Meloidogynidae. The record is from the annotation of a GenBank genome assembly.